ACACUGCAUAAAUGCAUAAUGGACAAUGCAGGAAGAAUAAAGUGUUUGCCGGUAACGAAUCGUGAGAGAAAUGGGUCGCCUUCGGAUGGGACAAAACAACCAUCGAAAAAUGAAAAAUCGGGAAAAGGUGUCGCUAAUGGCAAGCAGAAAGAGCAGGGAAACGAAUUAAAGCUAGUAAUGGAACCGCAAAAUACAUCGCCCACCAAGUACUUCGACAUUAACGGUAUGCCACUGCGUAAAGCAUUGGAAGACGACGGCAGUAUUGAGCAACAGACCACUGACGGAGGAGACCAAGGAAAGAAGGGAAAUAAAGUGAGCAUCAAGUGUUGCAACUGUGGGAAAACAUUUACCUCAAGAGCAACGUACGAACUGCACUACCGGACCAGCUACGACCAAGAUCCGGUUUAUGAGUGCACAGUGUGCGGCAAGCGUAUCAAACAGUACCGGGCGUACCAGCUGCACACCUACCGACACAGCGCCAAUCAACGGUUUACCUGUCCGGACUGUUCGAAAACGUUUCAUCAAAAGUCGGACCUAACACGGCAUCAAAAUAUCCAUCAACCCAACAACGGUUCCGGUUCGUCGAAAAGUGGCGCAGUAAAGCUGCAAGUAAUACCCUGUCCUAGAUGUGACGAUAUUUUUGCUACGCAGGCCGAAUUUAAGGAACACUCUAGAAAACUGCACCGAACGCCGAAACAGUUGGUCGAAUGUCCAGACUGUGGAAAAUCACUUUCCACCGGUAGCCUCUACUCUCAUCGCAAAAUACACUCGGAAAGUCCGAAAUUUUCCUGUCCUGAGUGUGGACGAACGUUUGUGCAGAAGAUAAACCUCAUUCAGCACCAUAAAACGCACCUUGGCGAUCGUCCCUUUCAGUGUGACCAGUGUGAUAAAGCUUUCUGUGAAAGGGCACACCUUCAGCGCCAUCUUAACUAUCACUCACAGGAACGACCGUUCCGGUGUGAGCUGUGUGGCAAAUGUUACAAAACGGAACGCUGCCUAAAGGUACACUCGGCGGUACACAACAACGAGCGGCCGUUCGUGUGUCCCGAAUGUAAUAAAGGUUUCCUAAGCAGCUCGAAGCUACGUCAGCACAGCAACAUCCAUUCUGGGUUGCGGCCGUUCAAGUGCAAAUACUGUACGCGCGAUUUUACCAACUUUCCCAACUGGCUGAAGCACAUCCGGCGUCGGCACAAGGUAGAUCAUCGUACCGGAGAAAAGCUGGACAGUGUGCCAAAGUUUAUGACGAAGAAAAAGAGCGGGGAAGGAGCUAGUGUACGGAAGAAGGAACUAUCGGAAUCUACCGGGAGCACGAAAAAGCGACCGGUUAAGAUACCGCUGCCGGAUGUGCUGAAGGACGACGAGUCGCUGCCGUACUUUAGUGAAAGUUCCAACAUUGAUCUCAAUUUAGUGUGUAAGGAGGACCUGCUGCAGCCACUAGCGGACGAAAUCGUGGACAUCUUUCAGUGUUUGCCGUCCGACGAAUCGAAGCUAAGCAUUCCGGAACCGUUGGAGCAGCUAUGCAGUGGUUCGUUGCGGAAUUUAGUGGACGAACCCGUGGAUCGGGUUAGUAAUGGUGGCAGCAGUAGCAGCAGCAGCAGGGUGGUGCCACUGGAAGUGGAUUGUGAUUUUAGCGUUAGAAGCCCGAUCGACCACCAGCUGGAUAUUUCGACUGAUCUCAUUAAACAUGAACUUCCCAGCAACGCACUGUCCAGCUGCGAGAAGGAUACAUUCAUCGGCCCGUUACUGUACGAUGCUCAGCUAUCAAUGCUACCAAUGAUGGCCUCGCUUUGCGGUAGCGACGAACCAAAACAAUUCCGUCUCAUAAAUCCACACUUCAUACAUCUUUCUAGCUCACCUUCAUUUCUCGCCGGAAACUCAAGAGCGCCACCGUCGCCAGAGGAUGGCGACCAGAGUGCUGUGCCGGUUUCGAUCGGUGAAUGA
This is a messenger RNA of Anopheles maculipalpis, 1941 nucleotides long. RefSeq names its product zinc finger protein 484-like. Lineage: Eukaryota; Metazoa; Arthropoda; Insecta; Diptera; Culicidae. The transcript is spliced from 4 exons. Gene Ontology annotation, molecular function: RNA polymerase II cis-regulatory region sequence-specific DNA binding; DNA-binding transcription factor activity. Gene Ontology annotation, biological process: regulation of transcription by RNA polymerase II. The record is from RefSeq and is a predicted model, not a curated record. The coding region runs from base 19 to 1941 and encodes 640 amino acids.